Molecule: messenger RNA, 1912 nt
Organism: Penaeus indicus
Lineage: Eukaryota; Metazoa; Arthropoda; Malacostraca; Decapoda; Penaeidae
Exons: 4
Coding region: 1-1770 (589 amino acids)
Source: RefSeq, a predicted model, not a curated record
AUGAGGAUCUUGGUUUUGAUCAAUACACUUUUGGUCUCGUCUUUGGCUGCCCCUCAGGGCUAUAGCCUGAGUAGGCCCUCCGGACCAAGUUUUGGCAUAGGAGGUGCGGUAUCAAGCUUUGGAGGAGGAUCAGGAUUUGGAGGAGGAGGAUCAGGAUUUGGAGGAGGAUCAGGAUUUGGAGGAGGAUCAGGAUUUGGAGGAGGAUCAGGCUUUGGAGGAGGUUUCAGCUCAGGAGGAUGCGGUCCGGGACAGGUGUUCCAUGCUGGUAGAUGUGUUACUCCACGCGAGAACCGCAAAGUCUACUUGUACAACGCACCACCCGCACCUCCAGUUCCCCACGGUCCUCCACCAUACAUCCCUGAUCCAACCAUUGACACGAAUAUCGUGUUCAUCCAAACACCUGAAGAAGGCCCAGGACCAGACCCCAUCGUCAUACCUCCACCACAGACGCGAAGCGUUGUCUAUGUGCUCAACAGACAGACACCAGAGCAACAGGAUGUGAUCGAAGUCCCAGCGCCGCCAGCAACCAGCCCUGAAGUUUACUUCGUGAACUACGCUGACGGCGAGAAUCCAGUUCUUCCCAGUGGCGUUGACCUUCAGACUGCCUUGAAUGCAGCAUCCCAAGGGGGCGGUCAAGUGGUUGGAGGAGGUGCCGGCGGUGGUUUCGGAGGCAGCGGAGGUGCCGGCGGUGGUUUUGGAGGUAGCGGAGGUAGUUUCGGAGGCAGCGGAGGAGAAUUUUAUUUUUGUUAUGUUUUGCUUACACUAAGCAUACCAAGCAGUAUUCCAGCCCAUUUGCACUACGUCAAAAUAACUUCUACACUCUCGCUGUUGCAGAGUUUUAUAGCUGCAGUUGUGGUGACAGCGUCAGCUGAUUUCCAAAGCUAUAACUCAGGAGGGCACGGUUUUGGAGGAGGAGGCUCUGGAGCAGGCUUUGGAGGAGGCUCAGGCUCAGGAUUUGGAAUCAGCUCAGGCUUUGGAGGAGGUUCCAGUUCAGGAUUUGGAGGAGGCUCAAGCUUUGGUUUUGGAGGAGGUUCAGGCUCAGGUUUUAUCUCGGGAGGAUGCGGUCCCGGACAGGUGUUCCAUGCUGGCAGAUGUGUCACUCCGCGCGAGAACCGCAAAGUCUACUUGUACAACGCACCACCCGCACCUCCAGUUCCCCACGGCCCUCCACCAUACAUCCCUGAGCCAACCAUUGACACGAAUAUCGUGUUCAUCCAAACACCUGAAGAAGGCCCAGGACCAGACCCCAUCGUCAUACCUCCACCACAGACGCGAAGCGUUGUCUAUGUGCUCAACAGACAGACACCAGAGCAACAGGAUGUGAUCGAAGUCCCAGCGCCGCCAGCAACCAGCCCUGAAGUAUACUUCGUGAACUACGCUGACGGCGAGAACCCAGUUCUUCCCAGCGGUGUCGACCUUCAGACUGCCUUGAAUGCAGCAUCCCAAGGGGGCGGUCAAGUGAUUGGAGGAGGUGGAGGCGGCGCUGGAGGUUUCGGAGGCGGUGCUGGAGGUUUUGGAGCCGGUGCUGGAGGUUUUGGAGGCGGUGCUGGAGGUUUCGGAGGCGGUGCUGGAGGUGUCGGCGGUGGUUUCGGAGGAAGCGGAGGAGGUGUUAGUUUUGGAAGCAGCGGAGGAAGCGGUGGUUUUGGAGGUAGUGGUGGAUUCGUAAGUGGAGAUAGCGGGGAAUUCAUUGUAAGUGGAGGUGGCGGUGGUUUCAGUAGUGUAGGUGGAUUAAGUGGAGGCUCCCCUUCCAACGUUUAUACAGCACCAUAAAUGCAUCUGUUCCGGUAUUUCAUAUUUGUUAUAUUUUUCAUUUCACAGAACAAGUAUCCAGUAUUCCAAAGUUGUUGUUUAUGUUGUACAAAUUGAAAUCUCAAAUGUAUAUGUAAAUUGUUUUAAUAAAAAUAAAAAAGAA